Morus notabilis is the source of this 1066-nucleotide messenger RNA. RefSeq names its product glutathione S-transferase DHAR3, chloroplastic. Bases 133 to 981 code for a protein of 282 amino acids. Gene Ontology annotation, molecular function: glutathione dehydrogenase (ascorbate) activity. Lineage: Eukaryota; Viridiplantae; Streptophyta; Magnoliopsida; Rosales; Moraceae. The transcript has 6 exons. Gene Ontology annotation, biological process: protein glutathionylation; cellular oxidant detoxification; ascorbate glutathione cycle. The record is from RefSeq and is a predicted model, not a curated record.
GUAAAGAAAAGAAUCUCAUCAUCAGCUCAUCAUCAGCUCAUCUUCUUCUGAGUUCCGAAGGGAGAGAGAAAGAGAGAGAGAGAGAGAGAGAGAGAGAGACGAUCGUUUCCUGCAACAAUUUUGAAAGAAAGGAUGACGAGCACCAGAAUUCAAUUUCAACCAACGGCUUCAGCGCUCUCCUCCACAAUCAAACACCACUUCCGUCCCCUACCCCUCCGAAACGCCGUCGUCUUCAGACCCACACGUACUAGCAAUGGUUACGGUUAUGGCUAUGGUGGAACCACUACAAGCAGAAGUAGAAGAGGCCUUUCCGUUUCAAUGUCGUCUGCUUCUACCACUCCUACUCCCUUGGAAGUCUUGGUCAAAGCUUCCGUUACUUUCCCCGACAAGCUCGGCGACUGUCCCUUUUGCCAAAGGGUAUUGCUGACUCUAGAGGAAAAGCAUCUUCCUUAUGACCUAAAGUUGGUUGACUUGGGUAACAAGCCAGAAUGGUUUUUAAAGAUCAAUGCAGAUGGUAAAGUUCCUGUUAUAAAACUUGAUGAGAAGUGGAUUGCAGAUUCAGAUGUAAUCACGCAAUCAUUGGAAGAAAAGUACCCAGAGCCACCUUUGGACACCCCACCUGAGAAGGCUUCAGUCGGGUCAAAGAUCUUCUCAACAGUUAUUGGCUUUCUUAAAAGCAAAGACCCCAAUGAUGCAACAGAGCAAGCAUUACUCCGCGAGCUAAGUGCUUUCAAUGAUUAUCUCAAAGACAAUGGUCCUUUUGUCAAUGGGAAAGAUGUUUCUGCUGUAGAUUUGUCACUCGGACCCAAGUUGUAUCAUCUAGAAAUUGCUCUUGGGCAUUAUAAAAGUUGGUCAGUUCCAGAUUCCCUUCCAUACGUGAAAUCUUAUAUGCAGACAAUUUUCUCAAAAGAUUCAUUUAUUAAGACACGUGCACUACCAGAGGAUGUUAUUGCGGGUUGGCGUUCAAAGGUUUUGGGUUAAAUUUGUGCAUUGUGUUGUAUUCCCUUUGCAUGAGUUUCACUAAAAGAAAAAAAAAAAAAAAAAAAAAAACAGUAAAUAGGUAAUA